Messenger RNA from Plectropomus leopardus (leopard coralgrouper), 2247 nucleotides. RefSeq names its product small ArfGAP2 (gene smap2). Gene Ontology annotation, cellular component: cytoplasm. The record is from RefSeq and is a predicted model, not a curated record. NCBI's taxonomy places the organism in Eukaryota, Metazoa, Chordata, Actinopteri, Perciformes, Serranidae. Gene Ontology annotation, molecular function: GTPase activator activity.
ACCAUGCAGAGAUAGGUUACAGAUGCGCUUUAAAGUCGAUCUUACAUUUGGCUGUAUUUUGAGGCUUGACAAUCACAUGGUGUUUUCCUCCACGUUACGUCUCGAUUAGUAUUAGUAAUUGUACCUCGAAUAACCCGCAUGCUGGUUGGCUGAGAGGCAGUCAUCCCAUCUUGGUGAAACAAACUCGCCCUGCUCUACAUCGAAGAAGAGGAGGAGGAGGAGGAGGAGGAGGAGGAACUGACGGAUCGCAUCGGCUCUGCACACCCUGCUUUAAUUUUGUCAAAGAAGAGGCUAUUUGACUAAAGCCGGGCCACGGACUGCAGGGGCUGUGGAGGAGGUGGACUAGUGCAAUGAUGACGGGCAAAUCUGUGAAAGACGUUGACAGAUACCAGACUGUCCUCAACUCUUUAUUGGCGCUGGAGGAGAAUAAAUACUGCGCUGACUGCGAAUCAAAAGGUCCAAGAUGGGCAUCCUGGAAUUUGGGCAUCUUCAUCUGUAUCCGCUGUGCAGGUAUCCAUCGAAACCUGGGAGUCCACAUCUCCAAAGUCAAGUCUGUCAAUCUGGACCAGUGGACACAGGAGCAGGUCCAGUGUGUACAGGAGAUGGGUAAUGCCAAAGCCAAACGUCUCUAUGAGGCUUUCUUACCUGAGUGCUUCCAGCGCCCAGAGACAGACCAGUCUGCAGAGAUCUUCAUCAGGGACAAGUAUGACAAGAAAAAGUACAUGGAUAAGGUCAUUGACAUCCAGAUGCUCAGGAAAGAAAAGAGCUGUGACAAUAUACCCAAGGAACCAGUUGUGUUUGAGAAGAUGAAAUUGAAAAAAGACAUCAGCCCCAAGACAGAUUCCCAGUCUGUUACAGACCUGCUUGGAUUAGAUGCCCCAGCUCCAAGUCCUGCAGUGUCUAAUGGUGGAGGAUGUGUUCCAGACAGUAAUGAGAGCCCAGCGGUGUCCAAUCCAGCUCUGGCUCACUCUGCACUGGAUCUCUUCAGCUCCCUGCCAGCACCCUCCUCUGCUUCCUGCACAAAAACCACGCCUAUUUCCAGCUCCAUGCCUCAGAGCAGAGUGACUGCCUCUGUGCCUGAAAACCUCAGUCUGUUCCUGGGUCCGUCGCCUAAAGCAGAGGAGGGUACUGUCAAGAAACUGUCCAAGGACUCAAUACUCUCCCUGUACGCCUCCACCCCCUCAGUGCACGCCAGCAGUAUGGCAGCUCACGGCUUGUACAUGAACCAAAUGGGAUACCCGACACACCCAUAUGGAUCGUACCAUUCUUUAGCUCAGGCAGGUGGAAUGGGUGGUGCCAUGAUGACACCACAGAUGGCCAUGAUGGGCCAGCAACAGAGUGCCAUGAUUGGAGUUCAACAGAACAGCAUAAUGGGACAGCAGAAUGGCGUAAUGGGUGCACAGGGUGUCAUGGCCCAGCCUAGUGGCGUGAUGGCGUCACCCUACAUGACAGGGAUGACCCAGGGCAUGAUGGGACAGCAGCACAGUGGAAUGAUGGUACAGCAGCAGAGUGGGAUGAUGGGGCAGCAGCAGGUUGGAGGUUUACCUCAUCAGCAGGUGUAUGGAGUGCAACAUGCCCAGCAGCUACAGUGGAACCUCACCCAGAUGACUCAGCACAUGGCCGGUAUGAAUCUCUACAACACCAAUGGCAUGAUGGGAUACAGUAGUCAACAAAUGGGAGGCUCAACAACUCCAAGCUCAGCGCACAUGACGGCACACGUUUGGAAAUGAUCUCAUCUACCCAGGAAGUGAUGCAAUGCCAUUAACCCACAAAAGAGAGGGGGACUGAGUUGUAGAAAUCCCUGGAUCAGACUCUCCAGGAGACAUUUUCUAAUGCAAGGGACGAGGAGGAGAAGGAGGAGGAGACAGGUGUGAAGAAGACGACCGUUUGGGAAGCCACUACUACCUCUCUUUCUCUCUCCUCUCUGCCCAUGCUUCCCCUUCUCAACCCAUCCAUGGCCAUGUUUCGCAUAUUUCCAUGCUUGCCUUCAGAAACCUUUGGUAUGAUGACCAUGACAACAGGGUUCAGAGGUUCAAUGGUUUGGACUACACGUCUUUCUUUGUACCUCGCCUCUGUGUGCGAUCGUCUGCGCACACUUCUGCUGUAUGUGGGUGUCAACUCAUGCUUGACUUAAAAGUUGGGUUUUUUGAGUGAGUUUUUCUUUCUUGAUCAGAAUCAGAAUUGAGAAAACACAAUGCCUAGCCUAGCUUAACUCAAUUGGUUGAUGUGCUUGAAUAUCGUUUACUG